AUGCCACAUGGUGAUUCUAACAUGUGUUUCUUGGUAUGGACGUCGCUGAUCAUUAUGUCAGAAAUUGUCGGCGCUGCCCCAGCAUCAAAGAAAGACACCCAAAUUAACGGAACAACAGAUCAAAAUAUUUACAAUACGACUGAUUGUCAAACCAAAGAUGUUCACGUUAUUGAAACAGGAAAUCAAAAUAUAUGCAAUACAAGUGCUUGCCAAACCAGAGCCAAACUUAUAAAGAAACUUCUAAAUGAUGACAUUGAUCCAUGCACUGAUUUUUAUGGAUAUGUGUGCAAUAAUUGGAUUUUUAACGAACCGAUUCCUGAUGACGAGACGGUCACGAGUAACCUGAAUAAUAUUUAUGACCAAAUGUUGAAUGAUUUGAAAGAUAUUUUGGAAAAUACAGCGUACAAAACUGAGAAACAGAAUGCCACAGAUAAAGUUGUGGUUGCGUAUCAUAACUGUGUGAAUACCUCAAUUCACGAGGCCAUUCAGUUUCGUGCUUUGGAAACUAUUCUGGAGAGCGUUGGUGGUCAGUAUUGGCCAAUUUGGCCACGCCUUCGAGAUGAAAGCGUCGUACCUUGCUGGCAGGACCUCUACACCAAAAUUCACAAUGAGAUAAGCUUCAAUUUGCUGUUGAUUGUAGGUGUCUUUGAAGAUCCAACGAACGUCACGAACAAUGUAUUGUCCAUAGGCAGGCCGGAGUUUGGAAGCGCUGCACAAGACAUUAUGGGAGUGUCCGAGAAAACUAAACUCACUCCUGAACAAAGAGCUUACUUGGAGCUCAUGGGCUCAAGCAUCAAAACUUUCUCCCCGAGAAGAACAAACGAGGAUAUUUUAAUUAUUAUGCAAGACAUUAUAUGGUUCGAGGGUAACAUUACAAAGAUUCAUCGGGAGGCAGAAAAAAAGUAUGGAACUGGAAUUCAUUUCGUCAAAACGACGCUAAAGCAACUUUGCAAUGUGUCUGAAGAGCUCGAUUGGAAGCUUUUCCUCGAGAAGAUAUUUGACGCAGUCGGUAUCGAGCUUCACCCUGAAGAGCCAGUAGUCCUCGGCGACGAAUUCUACAUUAAAGAAAUAAUUCGAUUUUUGAGUAAAUCACGCAGAUCCACGGUGUAUAACUACUUUAUGUGGCGAGUGAUACAGCGCUUCGCUCCCCUCGCCCUUCAAAAGUUCCGGGAGAUGACCUUCGUUAUGACCAGCCUCUCCACUGGUGCCAAGAUGGACCAUCCCCAGUGGAUGCACUGCCUAAGCUACAUCGCCGGAUAUUAUGGCAUUAUGGACUAUGCCGCCGGAAGGCUCUACGUGCAAAAAAAGUUCAGCGCAACCGCAAAGAAGGAUAUAAAUGGCUUGGUUCUAGAGCUUAGUGAAUCUUUCAAGAAACGCCUUUUGGAGUUAAGAUGGAUGGAUAAGGAAACAAAAUCGCAGGCUUUGGCAAAGCUUACUCAUAUGGUUAAACAUGUGGCCUAUGAUGAACAGCUGAUGAACGACACACAUAUGAAUUACAUAUACCGUAACGUGGGGCGCGUCGAUCUUGGUGAGCCUUUUAUUUUGUCCUACGUGAAUUUCCGUAAGCAACUUGGCCUGGAGAAUUUGAGAGAGUUACGUGUGAAGAACAACCGGACAGAAGACUGGGCGUCAGCCCCCGCUGUCGUUAAUGCAUUUUAUUCACCGCAGUCCAACUCAAUAACAUUUCCUGCUGGUAUACUUCAAGCACCUUUAUUUGAAUAUGGAUUACCAAUGCAUAUCAAUCUUGGAGCAAUAGGAACGGUUAUUGGCCAUGAAAUUACGCACGCCUUCGAUGACACAGGCAGUCAGUUUGACGAAGAAGGUAAUUAUCGAAACUGGUGGACGAACAAAACCAAAGAGAAGUUUUUGAGAAAAAUUAAAUGUUUUGAAGAGGAGUACGGUAACGUUACGGAUAAUAGAGUCCACGUAAAGCUCAAUGGAGUCCAGUCAAAAGGGGAGAACAUUGCAGACAACGGAGGUCUUAGGGAAGCCUAUCGUGCAUACCGCAGCUGGGCUCUAAAGACGAAAUAUGGAGUAGCGCCUUCCUUGCCAGGACUGAACCUCACUAGUGAUCAGCUUUUCUUUGUAUCAUAUGCACUGACAUGGUGCACUAAUAUUCGCCCAAAACAACUUUUGUCACAAAUACACAACGAUCCCCACUCUCCUGCGCGGCACAGGGUAAAUGAACCACUGAAGAAUACGAAAGCAUUUUCAAAGGCAUUCUCAUGCCCUAAAACCUCGCGCAUGAACAAGAAAGACAGGUGUAUCUUGUGGUGAAGUGGAAAGUGGAGCCACUUGAUGGCGCCUGGUCAAA
Ixodes scapularis (black-legged tick) is the source of this 2314-nucleotide messenger RNA. Its product is annotated as neprilysin-1-like. Gene Ontology annotation, molecular function: metalloendopeptidase activity. The transcript has 21 exons. The record is from RefSeq and is a predicted model, not a curated record. Bases 1 to 2277 code for a protein of 758 amino acids. Gene Ontology annotation, biological process: protein processing. Gene Ontology annotation, cellular component: plasma membrane. Lineage: Eukaryota; Metazoa; Arthropoda; Arachnida; Ixodida; Ixodidae.